AUGGAAGUACGCGACCUGCUCCAAACGGCCCUUGUCGGGUCAAUCCAACCCAGCGCACCCCCCAUCGACAACGCGGUCGUGUCUCGUAGUCGGCAGGUGGCCGCAAACUCGGGUGCUCACCAGCCCGACUUGAUUAUCGACGUUCACACACUGCUGAAGAGACCAAUACCGCCAGAUGUAUUUCGCCUACAGUACCUGCACUGCAGGGUUUUGUCUUUUCCAAAUGCCCACUAUUUCGGUCUGCUUCCUCUCCAAGGGGGAAGCGUGCCAGCCGAACAGCGCCAGCCCCUGGCAAUUGUCAACAAGAAGACGUGCAACGAGCUGCACAGAUUACGUGAAGAACACCAGGUCCAUUUCGACGCCACGGCGACUCUGCAGCAGUGUUCCAAAGCCAACAAAGAAUGGAAUAGCAACAUUUCGUCAGGAGUUACGAUUGUGAUCGAUGUCAUCAUUUACGGACCUCGCGAGGUCAAAGAAUCAAUUGGACAGAUUUUGUCCGAGGAAUUUGAGACAUUCCUUCAAGCGCCAUUGUUUCCCCAAGCCCGCCCCGAAGUCCCAUACGAGAAUCCUCAUUUUCUGCCCCUCCGCUUGUCCUCGGCCAAUGACAUUGUGGAAGGCAGAAACAUGCUGGCGAUGCAAGCCGCCGGAGUGAGGUGUCCGACCCAAAGGGAUACUAUGGAUACGUCCGAGGAAGUUGGAUGUAUCCUUGACUCCUUGGAUCAGAUGGCCUGUCUUAGGGAGCGGCGUAUCGACUCGAGAGUAAUAAGAAGUAAUGUCCUUCGACACCAGAAAGUUGCCAUAGACUUUAUCCUGCGGCGCGAGGCGGGAGACUUGUUGAGUGAUCUGCGUCUCUGGCAAAAAGAUUCUGAAGAUGAAGAAUGUUACCAGCAUCGCAUCACGAGAGACACACGCUCGACAGGCCCAGAGCCAAAAGGUGGAAUCAUUGCUGACGAGAUGGGCUUGGGGAAAACGCUCGUGAUCCUGGCCACUAUUGCGGUGACUCUUGCCCAAGCUGGCGACUUUGUGCAAGAAGCGGGCAAAUUGCUUGCACAGAACCCGUCGCAACAGGGCAAGACUGCAUGCCGAGCUACUCUUAUCGUUGCCCCUUCGGCCCUUGUCAUCGCUAGCUGGAUAGAAGAGAUCAACAAACACACAUACAUUGGCUCCAUGACUUUCCACAAGCACCAUGGGACAGGGCGAAACACCGCCGAAUACUCCAAGAGGCUGUACAACUCGGAUAUUGUCCUAACCACGUACGCCACUAUUGCCUCUGAGGCCCGAAGUGACAAAAGCAUCCUCGCCGAUAUUCAUUGGUACCGCAUUGUACUGGAUGAGGCACAUGAUAUUCGAAAUGCUCUUACAAAGCAGUUCAAGGCCAUCACGAAGUUAACCGCCCACCACAGGUGGUGUUUGACAGGCACUCCAAUCCAGAACUCACUCGAAGAUCUCAGCGCACUGGUCCGAUUUCUCCGCGUGCCAAUCAUGGAGAACCCCAAGACAUUUCGCAAAUACAUCACAAGCCAAGCAAGAUCCAGCUCCAACGUGCGGUUUAACGGUCUGCGCACUCUGCUCCGGUGCAUCUGCCUCCGCAGAACACGCAAUAUACUCCAGCUUCCAGAACCUGUAGUUCAGAGGCGUGGUGUCGUGAUGAGCGACUCGGAGAGAGAAAGUUAUCUUGGCAUCUUGAGUGAAGGCAGGAGGCGGCUUGAGAUCGCCGUGUCCGGAAGACGGAAGCACAGCACCAUAAGCACAACGGCUCUGCAGUCAGUGCUCAAGCUUCGCUUGUUUUGCAACAACGGGAUCUUGACGGAAGUUUCCUACAAGAAUGGCAUACCGUUGGAUCCAGACGAAGCGCUCACAUACCUCGAGGCCAGAGGCGAGGCGACCUGUGUGUACUGCUCCAACACGAUUUACUGCAUCAGCUCGGCGCGCGACACCGACGGCGGCAUUCUCAUACCCAGAUGCUCACAUCUGGUGUGCAGGAGCUGUCUGCACCAGUUUAACGCCGAUAAGCGAAAGUGUCCACGCACAGACUGUCGCGCGCCGUCCCCGGAAACUCCUCCAAGUGCUGAACCAAGCCUGGAAGUUUCAGAAGAGGCUGAUAGUACCCCAAAGCCACCUGGCUUAGCCACUGUGAGCCCUUCUACUGCUUGGCCUGUCGAAAAGUAUCCCACCAAGCUUCAAGAGUAUCUUCGCGACAUUCAGCAAACCACUCGUGGCAUAUCCAGGCGCAAAAGCAUCACCUUCUCGGCGUGGAAGAAGACGUUAAAGCUCGUGAGCGACCUCCUCACAAGUCAGGGGAUAAAGCAUCUCUUUAUUCAUGGAUCUCUCUCGUUUUCCGAGAGACAACGGGUGCUGAAGGAAUUCAAGUCACCGCUUGGGGCAGAUGUUCUUCUAAUGACUCUAGGAACUGGCGCAGUAGGCCUCAACCUGGCCGUCGCGGAGUGUGUCUACCUACUAGAACCGCAGUGGAAUCCUGCCAUUGAGGAGCAGGCGAUUGGGCGAGCGCUCAGGAUUGGACAGAACGAGCAAGUCACAAUCAUCCGCUACAUUACGGAGAAGAGCGUCGAGGAUGACCAAGUUCUGGAAAGGCAAAAGCGAAAGUUGCAGCUGAUUGACAAUGGAUUUGUGCAAGAAAGACUGCAAAAUAUCAUGACUCUCUUUGGCGUUGGGUCUGGUAAGGGACAAACUUCGUAG
Messenger RNA from Scedosporium apiospermum, 2697 nucleotides. RefSeq lists its product as uncharacterized. The transcript has 11 exons. Bases 1 to 2697 code for a protein of 898 amino acids. Gene Ontology annotation, molecular function: ATP binding; ATP-dependent chromatin remodeler activity. The record is from RefSeq and is a predicted model, not a curated record. Lineage: Eukaryota; Fungi; Ascomycota; Sordariomycetes; Microascales; Microascaceae.